This is a messenger RNA of Colletotrichum destructivum, 201 nucleotides long. RefSeq lists its product as uncharacterized. Bases 1 to 201 code for a protein of 66 amino acids. The transcript has a single exon. NCBI's taxonomy places the organism in Eukaryota, Fungi, Ascomycota, Sordariomycetes, Glomerellales, Glomerellaceae. The record is from RefSeq and is a predicted model, not a curated record.
AUGGAUCGCCUGGACGAAUCGACCUGGCACACAGUCCAGACUCUCCCAGGUCCUAGCCCGGCCCAGGCCAACUCGGGAGUCGGAGACUGGGGGGACGAGUCGGUCGAUUCAAGAGAGAGAAAGCCCGCGGCGGUUCGACAGCGUCAGACCCAGCAGGGCCUGCAAUCCGAACCCCAGGGCGCGCCGGCUGUGAAACCCUAA